Molecule: messenger RNA, 2594 nt
Organism: Solenopsis invicta (red fire ant)
Lineage: Eukaryota; Metazoa; Arthropoda; Insecta; Hymenoptera; Formicidae
Product: ionotropic receptor 75a
Exons: 10
Coding region: 165-2366 (733 amino acids)
Source: RefSeq, a predicted model, not a curated record
UGUGUUUAUUCAUCAGAGUUAUUGCGCAUAAGCGCAAAUAAUUAAUCAUCGUGUGCGAUUUGCUGUAGCUCGACAGCGAAACCUUUUCUAGGUCUCAUUUCUCGACCCGGAAUGUCGUGGAACGCUAAAUAAAGGAUAAGACGUAUGUACGAUUUCAAGAUAUCAUGUUUAAUAUUAUAUUGAUGAUAAAAAAUUCAAAACAUGUCGCAGCCGACUCGUGCAAACUUGCGUGCGAACUACAUUUCUAUUUCUGUUACCUCUUUAGUUUAUUCGCGUGCAAGCUUGACGUUUCACAAAGUCCGCAGAACUUUUACUUUUUCCACAGCGAUAUGUGUAGAAAUCUGAAAUUAAAGCACAGUGGAACAUACGUGGCACUCUUCUUAGCUUUCUCGCGAUUCACUUGCAACGUUAACGCAGGAGACAGCGACUUUAUUCGUGACUAUUUCGUCAACAAGGCAACGCGAUAUGUCGUGGGAUUUUCUUGCGGGGAUUUUACGAGUGAUUUUUAUUUCAUGAAGUCGUUAAGUAGAGCCGGUAUAUUCACGAUUAUUCGAAAACACGAUUCAAGUAUCAACUUACAACGAUUCUUGAGCACUGAUGCCUGGAGUUUGGGGGUUGUUGUAGAUCUGCGUUGUCGUAACGAAAGUGCUGUGGCCAUAUUCGCAGAGACAUCCAAGUACCGUAUGUACGACUACUCGUAUCACUGGCUGGUUCUGGGAUCGAAACUGAGCAUGAGUGUCCCGCUCUUAAACGAUAGCGCUUACAGCAUGACGACUAAUUUUGUGCUCGCAAUAAUGAACGGCAGCGGCUACGAUCUUUAUGACGUUUUUAAUCAUUGCAAGUAUCGCGGAGGUACGUUAAAUGUGACGAAGCUGGGCUCGUGGCGACAAGGAGAAGGUCUGAUUAUCACCCUGACUCAACCCCUAGUUGAGAGAAGGGCUAAUAUGCACGGCAUGACGUUGAAGAUGUCGGGCGUGAUACAAUAUAGGCCGAAGAACAUGCGAUUGGAGGAUUAUAUGCACGACGCUAACACCAGGUCUUUGGACAGCAUGCACAAGUUCCUAUACGCGAUGAUCACUCACACGGCCGAGCUCUUCAAUUUCAGUGUACAUGCUUCGGAGAUUAUUUAUUGGGAUCGUCACAGCGUCCAUGGCUUGAUAUUCGAGAUAUUACAAACGAAUUACAUCGACUUUGGCAGUAAUCCUAGGAUUAUGGUAUCAGAGAGAUUAAAUUACGCCUCCCUGAUUGGCGCGGCGUGGCCAAUUCGACCUUGCUUCAUGUUGCUGUCCACCACGUCGAGUAACAUCAAGCUCGAGGUUUUCUUUAAGCCGUUUUCGAUUUAUACUUGGUAUCUGAGUGCCGUAUUCAUCGUGUUGUUCAUAUGCGUAAUGAGAAUAAUAAUAAGACGAGAGGAGACGAGAGAAGCAGAAGAAACUCGAAUAGAGAAAUAUUCCAAUGCCGUAAUCCUUACUAUCGGCAUUACCGCUCAGCAAGGCGCAAAUUUCUUUCCCAAACGUAUCCCGGGCCGCAUCGCUUUUCUGCAGAUCCUCUUGUUUAACUGGAUCAUGUACAAUUAUUAUUCGGGCAGUAUAGUGUCGGCUCGUUUGAGCGAACCGCUCGAUAUGAUGGAGGAUGAUGUGACGGUUCUAGCGGAUAGCGAUCUGAAGAUCGCGGCGGAAGCUGUGCCCUAUCUCAACUACUUUCUAUAUAAACUCAGCGAGGAAUCAACUUACUUCAGAAAGAAGCGUUGGGAUCCUCUGCCGGAGUCGAAACGGUAUUUGCCGCUGGAAGAAGGCAUGAAGCAGGUCAGUGAGGGCACUCUGGCCUACCACACGGAUCCGAAUACGGCGUAUCCUUACGUCGAACAGAUGUUCGAUCCGAGUAAGAUCUGCGCAUUAACGGAGAUCCAUCUAUUCAAGCAAUCCACCAUGGGUAUGUACGCCAGUCACAAUGGUCAAUUCACAGAGAUGGCGAAAAUUGGGCUAUACAAGAUGUUCAAUACGGGGUUACGUGAUCGACAGAUAAAAUAUUGGUCGAGCAGAAAACCUCAAUGUACACUCGAUACAUUGUCCACGAGAAGCAUAUCCGUAUACGAGACCGCCCCGGCUUUAAUUCUGCUAUUUUUCGGUCUACUCGUCGGAUCUAUGAUAUGCAUCGCCGAGAAUAUCAUAUACUAUCGAUUUAUGAGAGAAGAAAUGCUGACACGAAUGAGCAGCAACGAUGGUGACGGCGGAGGCAACGGUGGCAACGGUGACAGCGGUGAUGGUCGUGACGAUGAUGGUGGCAAUGGGGGCGGAGGCCGAGACAAUAGCGGCGGCAACGCGGAAGAGACGGCCGGCACGAGCAAACAUAAUUUACCCGAAUGAGAACUGUCUCGCCUUGGAAAGUAAAAUAUUCACGAGUGGUUCGUGUGUUAUAAUUGGUACAUUCGUUAGUGUCUCAUAUCUAACAUUCGUUAAUGUAUCGUAUAUUUAUUUAUUUAUUUCAUGCAAAGACAGCGCAGCACAACGCUACAUUUCUCGUUAGUUUAAUUUGUUGUUACAAAUGUAAUUUUUCCCAGCCGCUCUAAUAAAAUGAGUUCACUUUGCAUCGCA